CAUCGCAUCCCAACAUCAUCCCCCCAAAGAGCGCACCACGAGGCUCAAGCGAAAUCUAUUCUUGUCUCCCAGCGCGGGCCUACACAACACAAAUCAGCAAUCCAGGAGACUUGCGCUUGCCAACCCGCAGUAUUCUGACGUCGCAUUAGAGAAUUCCUCUGUCUAUCAAUAGGCACAUCCCACGUGAAAGGGUCGAUCAAGUCAUAAAACCCUGACAGAGCGCAUUUUCUCUUGCUUCUCAAAGUAUAAGAACAUACAAUGGGGCGCAUCAUCUCGUUCGCAGCGCCAGCCUAUCACAGCGUGUCUAGAGCGGCAUCACCUGAAUCUUCAGACGAAGACGACCGAGUUUGCUCAGCGAGCUACUCAUCCCAUACCCUCUCUAGACCCUCAGUCGGCCUCGGUAAAGGCUGCGACGAACACUACGCAUCUGGAAAAGUAAGCCUCUUGUCUUCUUCAUGCUUGCGACGUAUACUAACGAUACAGUGCAAGAGCGCUAAAAGCAGACCCCAAAAGCACGUUCAAUUCAGCGAUGCACCACCGGCCAUCUGUGAGAUUCCAGACUGGGAUCGUCGACCUUGGUUACCCAGUGCAGAGGAACUUGCACAACAGGGGCAAGAUGAGGAAGAACUGCUGGCCAGUGAAUCGACCUCUGAUGAUACGGCCUCAGAUGGCGAUGAUUCUUGUGCAUCGCAGCAGGCAAGUCCACAUUGUUUGAAUCAAGAGUGGACGACGGACCGUGCCAUACCAGCAGGUCUGGUUGCGAGCCAUACAUCGUCGCUUGAAACAACAAAACCCGUUCUCAAAGAACCUGCCCUGCGUCGUGGUAGUGAAGGGACGGGUCUAUCACUGACUGGCAAACAGUCGCGCAGAGAUUCACAAGUCUUGCAUGCUAGCCUCAGGACGCGACGAGGGAGUAAGAGUAGUGAUUUGACGCUUGAAGCUGCAAAUCGAUGGGCACGACGACUCUCCGUCUAGCCCGUCCGUCUCUGCAGCGUUUCAGUCUUUUCCCAGCGUUUGGCCAAGCAUCUUACCUC
Molecule: messenger RNA, 1034 nt
Organism: Protomyces lactucae-debilis
Lineage: Eukaryota; Fungi; Ascomycota; Taphrinomycetes; Taphrinales; Protomycetaceae
Exons: 1
Coding region: 259-975 (238 amino acids)
Source: RefSeq, a predicted model, not a curated record